Aspergillus melleus is the source of this 4200-nucleotide messenger RNA. Its product is annotated as putative Rho GTPase activator (Bem2). Gene Ontology annotation, cellular component: cytoplasm. The record is from RefSeq and is a predicted model, not a curated record. NCBI's taxonomy places the organism in Eukaryota, Fungi, Ascomycota, Eurotiomycetes, Eurotiales, Aspergillaceae. The transcript is spliced from 4 exons. Bases 213 to 2159 code for a protein of 648 amino acids. Gene Ontology annotation, biological process: signal transduction; regulation of GTPase activity.
UCAUUUUGCCCUAAAAUCGAUUCUCACUUACCAACACCUCUGUUGUCCAAUGAUACUAACAGCUCGGUAAAUAGAUUUUAGUCUUGCGUCGAAACAGCGGUCCCUAGUUGGUGCCUGGUUUAUCAAUUAUUCUAUCGGACUAUCCGCCCCCCCCUGACGAUUACUCCCGUUCCUAUUCCGGGCUGCCAACUAAGACACGAACAACGUCUAAGAUGCCGUCAAGACACUCCACUGUUCCCAAUUUAGAUCUCAGUACUUCCACCUUGCAGGCGAAUGCGAAGAUCUCGUCCCCACUAACGCCCGGCGCCCAAAGCUCGGAUGGGCCGAGUCCCCUGACACCCCGUUCUCCUAAAUCGUCGUCUAGUUCACCUUUCUUCAAAGGGGCUACAAUUCGCCCUGUCACCCAAGAGUCGAACAGCAAGUCAAACAGCCCUACUCUUCCAGUUUCUCCUAGCCUUGCCGCCGAACCUCCUACUCCGGGCUUCACGGCUAUCCCUCAGUACCCACCAUCUCCUAAAGAUACUCCCAAACACAGCCGUGACCCCUCUCGAUCUUUUUUCGCAAAUCUCAAGGCCCCCAAGUCUUCGCACAAAGCCCAGCGAUCGGACGGCUCGGAAUCCGGCGACAAACCCAAGAGUCGUGGCAGCUCCAGGGACCGCAAGACACAGAUUUCAUCCAAGCUAUACGAGUCAACGCCAGACCUUCCUGGCGCCAUCGAACGUGCGGCACAAGAGGAGAAUAACGGAAACUCCGAAGACAAAUAUUCGCACACAACGGAGAUCAAGAAAGUCGGCACGGAGACCGAGGCUUCUCAGACCCUUAAGAAGAACAAGCCGCGAUUUGCCAACCUCCUCUCCCGCUCCCGCUCGAUCAGGAUCGACGACUCUUCGAUAAACAGAAUCGCCAAUCGCCGUCCGUCUACCAGCCUCAUGAGACUCGAGGAGAGUGGUCGGCGGGAAAUGCAAGAAUCCCAAAAGGCACCAGUACGUCAGGAGCGCGGAACGAAGAACACGGCGAAUGCAACAGUUCGGAACCAUGUCGCCGAUCGCCCCAUCGAAAACAGCGGCGGUCCCGUAAGGAAAGACAGAUACCACGGCGGGGCAAUGGUUCCGUCCGCUUCGUUAAGUCAAGUGUCCGGCGCCUCUGCUGCGCUUUUCAACAACAUUAAACAGUCCUCAAGCGGCGCCGCCGAUCGCAUCGGCAAAGCGGGCAAAGGAUUCUUUGGGAAAAUCACCAGGAGCGGAAGCACGAAUGAGCGGGAACUCAUUAAUGACGACAACUAUGUCUGCUCCGUGAUUAACCUGCCGCUUAUAGAGCAAGCACGGCGAUCCCGCAUCGCAAAGCGACUGGAGGAUUGCAAAGACAAGACUGAGUUUUGGAUGCCCGCCUUGCCGUACCGUUGUAUAGAUUACCUGAACUUCAAGGGUUGUGAAGAGGAAGGACUUUAUCGCGUCCCAGGGAGUGGCAAAGAAGUGAAACAUUGGCAGCGACGGUUCGAUACUGAACUUGACAUCAACCUGUUUGACGUGCCGGAUCUCUACGACAUUAACACAAUUGGCUCCAUGUUCAAAGCUUGGCUUCGCGAAUUACCGGACGAGCUUUUCCCCAAGGAAACCCAAGCCAUGAUUGCCGAAAAAUGCGAAGGGGCAACAACGGCCCCCCAGAUGUUGAAAGACGAACUAUCCAAACUGCCGCCAUAUCACUACUACCUUCUCUUCGCUAUAACGUGUCACCUCAACCUCUUACACUCAUACGUCGAUCAAAACAAAAUGGACUACCGCAAUCUUUGCAUCUGCUUUCAGCCUUGUAUGAAAAUUGAUGCGUUUUGCUUCCAUUUCCUUGUUUGUGACUGGAAGAAUUGCUGGCAGGGUUGUUGGACCGAGAAGGAGUACCUCCAUAUCGAAAAAGAGAUGGACGAAAAAGAGAAAUUCCCACAGGCGAGAGAAGAAUUCGCCCCAAUUCCUCAGCAGGCAUCAUCUGUCGACGAAAGGGCCAUCUCUUCCUCUGGCAGCAGUCAGCCUGCCGUUGAAGAGGAACCGCCACGGCCCCAGACAGCGAAAGUUCACAAAACAAGGCCCAAGAACAUUGAAACAGCUCACGGCAGAAGCGUUUCUCAGCUUCCUGAACUUGGACCACCGCUUUCUCCGAUACAAAUCUGAGCUAGGCUCCACCCGCUUCUACCAACAUCCGUAUCGCAUCCAACACAUUAACGGCAACACGAACUCUCUUUGAUCUGAUCUAUUGAUUGAUGCCUUUCAUUUCCAAAUUACGUGCACUGGGCUUUCAAAUCCAGGCUGGCCUACGUUUUUAUACCAUAUUACCUUUCCUUUUUCCCGCACAAGAAAUCGCCAAUUUUGAAAGUCUCGGACUGGAUCCGCAGGUUGAGCAUUUUUCUUGAAAAUACUUUUAGCCUGAAACACUUGCAAUUUGUCUACAUCCUUUUCAUCAUAGCGUGCUUUUGUGUGCUGGGUCCAGAUCUCCUUCGACUUCGUGACAUUUUCUCAAUUUCUUAGCAUCUCCUUUACCUAUGCCAUGACCCUCAUCCGACUCCACUGCCUCCCUCCUGCCUCCAAUCAUCCUUCCGCCUUCACCCUUUCUAUCGUCCUCUCCCUCUCUCCCUAUAUCUUCCUCUAUCUCUCUUCCCCUACAUCCAUUCUGCUGUUAUUCUUCUUUUGGGCUAUUCCACUCCUACAUGCAUGUCUUGCGCCCAUAGAGUCAGUUGAUGUUUUCCAAUCUUUGAAUUUUUUCACAAGUGUACAAAUUGACCUCUAGUCUGUUUUUACUACAUAUAUUUGAUGAUAUGUUGUGCUCAUACCUCUGCCCAGUCACUGAAAUGUAUUGCUUCCUACUAUUCCUUUGUGUCUAACCACCGAUUCCCCAUUGGAGCUUUGUUUCGGCGCUUGCUUACUUGCGUUUCUAUCUGAUUCCCUUGCUUUGUCGCAUCUUCAUGGAGUGUGUUGCCGGUACAUACAUGUAAAAUAGGUCCAGGCAUGACCGUACGUUGAUUUAGUGAAUCUUCAGCAAACGAGAACAAUAAAUAGACCUUGUCUGUCUCACUUGAAUAUAUAUCUAGCACAAGCCCGAGAACUAAGACACAAGAAAAGAAAAACAUAAACUGUACAAAGGAAUGCCGGCCCUUUGGCCGAGCACUGCGUGGAACGGGUGACAUUGCUUUUUUUGUGUUUUGCAGUGGAUAAUCCAUGCAGGCGACAUUUGACAUCCAAGACCGGCGACUCCCAAACCAAACGCCUAAAUAAGCCCAGAAUUCCAGUGAUGUAAGAACAAGCCGAAGUUUAACAAAGAAGUCUUGACUGCCGAAUUAAUUCAUCAUCUACUUUUUCUUUUUUUUUUUUUUUUUUCGCUCUCCUUCUCCAAUUCUCACCCGCUUCCGGGUUUCCUCGUCUUCCGCUCGUUAGACCGCAUCUUGCGCUCGUUUCGGCGGAUUCUGUCCUUGCGCUCCGCACGAGACAUGCCACGGAUCGAGCUUCCCUGGGCGGCGGCAUCCUCUUCCUUCUUCCAGUCCUUCUCGUUCACCUCGACCAGCCAGUCAUCGUCCGACUUGUUGUUACCCUUGUAACCCCAGCGCGGGACCCAGUCGCCCUUCUCUUCGUCGUAGACCAUCUUCUUGCGUCGCUCCUUGUCCGCGAGCGCAGCGCCAGGCUUGGCGCUGUACUUGCCAAUACCCUUCUUGCGCGCGAACAGCUCCCACUUGGUCGGGGGCUUGGGCGUGGGCAGUGGCUUGUGGCGGGGCAGGACGGUCGCAGGGGAAGGCAGCGUCAGGAGAACGCCUUGUUGGGAAGAGGUAAUGGGGCAUGUCGUCAGGAGUUGGUUCAGUAGCGAUUGGACGCCAUCGCGGGCCGUGGCCUUCAGGGAUGCGUUCAGCGGUUCCGAGCGAGAGACUUCGAUGGGGUUGGGGUCGUUUGCGAGGAGAUGGCCGAGGUCGAAGGUGUAGGGGGUAGGCUUCGACACGGUGAUGGGUCUAGAAAAUUCCCGGCAGGUUAGAAUUUAUAUACAUAGAUCGGUCGAGGGCUUUGCUGGAUGGUGGUGAAAACUCACAGCUUAGGCUUGGCCUCGGCCGAUUUGUUUGUUGUUUCGAAUUCCGACAUUGCGACGGUGUAUCCGGAAUCUAUCUCAGGAGAUCGUCCGGAAAUGCGCAAGGGGAAUGGGAUGAGUAGAAAAGAUCUGAUCGAUUGACCGGGG